AUGUCUAACACCAUCCAGGGCGAGGAGGUGCAGACGGUGACCGAGGGCCGCCGUGACACCAGCCUGAAGGCCAACUGGCGUGUGUUCGCCAUCACCCUGUACAUGGGCAUCGCCUUGUUCGAGUAUGGCUUCGACAAGGGCGCCAUUGCGGGCUUCCAAGCAAUGCCUGGGUUCUUGCAGGUGUUUGGAUAUCAGACUGAGUCUGGCGAGUGGGAUAUUCAUGCCGGUCCCCAACAAAUCAUCACCUCGUUCAUGAUUCUCGGCAGCGUCAUCGGCUCCCUCCUGACGGGUUUUGUCGGCGCUCGCAUUGGCCGUCGGUAUGGAUUGAUGCUGGGCUCACUGAUUGUGAUCAUCUGCGUCGUGAUCAUGUCAGAAACGACCGUUCUCGGAGCUCUCUACUUUUCCAGACUCUUAAUCGGGAUAGGAAACGGCCUUCUGCUGAACUUUACCGUGCUCUACCUGCAGGAGUGCACCCCUCCUCGCUUUCGGGGCCUUUGCCUGAGCAUGGUCACUUGCUGGAUCACCAUUGGGACGACGAUUGGGAUGGUGAUCAAUCACCAAACCAACGGCAUGAUGAGUCGAGAGGCAUACCGUAUCCCUCUUUACGUCUGCUAUCCUGCCCCUGCUAUCCUCAUCCUCACGCUGCCGCUCCUCCCCGAGUCUCCCCGCUGGCUCCUUCAGCACGGAAAGCCAGAGGCCGCGCUUCGUAGUCUUCAGUUUUUCCGACAAGGUGCCUACGACGAAGUUGCGGUGCAGCAGGAGUUCGAGGAGAUGAAGGCAGCAGCGGCACGCGAGAGAGACCAAGAGAUUCAUCAGAACAAAUGGCUUCUCUUCUUCGAAUUAUUCCGCGGUCAUAAUCUUCGCAGGACCAUCAUUGCAGUUGCGGUGGGCACAGCCAAUGCCGCUGUCGGUGCCAUGUUCAUCCUAUCGUAUGGGACAUACUUUUUCCAGGUGGUUCUCCAACAGGCAAAUGUCGGAGAUCCAUUCAAGUGGAUUAUCGUGACCAACUGCGUCGGUCUCGCGGGUCUGUUCACCACCUGGGCCAUCGUCACUCAUGUCGGACGCCGGCGAAUCAUCCUCGCAGGAUGCGUAAUAUGCACCCUCCCUAUGCUCGUCAUGGCAGCCGUCUACUCCGCGCCCAACGUUUCCGCAGACGGUGCAGGCAUUGCCCUAGUCGUGAUCGUCUCGAUCUACGUCUUCGGAUUUAAUUUCGGCCUCGAACCUUACGUCUACCUUGUUGCCGGCGAGAUGCCUUCCCAGAACCUUCGAGGCUACACAAUGGGCCUGUCGACCGCGGUCAGCUUUGUGUUUGCGUGGCUGAGCGCCUUUACAACCCCGUACUUCAUCAACCCGGGUGAGCUCAACUGGGGCCCCAAGUAUGGCUACAUCUGGUUUGGCAGCGGUAUCAUCACCACCGCGUUCCUGUGGUACUAUCUGCCGGAGGUAAGGGGCCGCACGCUGGAGGAGAUCGAUGAGAUGUUCCGGAACAAUGUGCCCACGCGAGCAUUCGCCAAGUAUGUGUGUGUGGAGAGAAUGGAGGCAAAUGCACGCGCGGUCUCCACUGUUAAGGGGGAGAGUAAGCCUAAUGCCACUCAUGUGGAGGUUGCUUGA
Messenger RNA from Aspergillus nidulans FGSC A4, 1611 nucleotides. RefSeq lists its product as uncharacterized. Gene Ontology annotation, cellular component: membrane. NCBI's taxonomy places the organism in Eukaryota, Fungi, Ascomycota, Eurotiomycetes, Eurotiales, Aspergillaceae. The coding region runs from base 1 to 1611 and encodes 536 amino acids. Gene Ontology annotation, biological process: proton transmembrane transport; carbohydrate transmembrane transport; transmembrane transport. Gene Ontology annotation, molecular function: transmembrane transporter activity. The transcript is spliced from 4 exons. The record is from RefSeq and is a predicted model, not a curated record.